UUUUGAGGUUAGGUACAAAUAUUGAUUGAUGAGUAUAGUUUGUGUUGAUAUUCAACACAUAAAAUAUUAUUUGACUAUUGCUUUGGCAAUUUCACUGCCUCUUGCAACAUAAAAACAUUUGUGAUUAACGUUGUAUACUAAUUAUUGAAAAUUAGAGAGUCGUUUAUUUCGGAUCAUCUGUUACGCAUUGUAUCUUUCAUCUAAUCUGAACCGGUUUGUCGAUGUAAAAGAUAUACAUAUAUAUUAUAACGCAAUGGCGUGUGUUUGUAGCGACCACGUGUUUGCGUGAUUCUGACAAUCAAACAUCAAUUUACUCGUGUUACGAUUACGAAAGUAUCUACUAAACAUACCCCGUCUCCCGAAAAAAGAGCGACUUUUCGUUGGUAACCUAGUCGGUCGUCCGAUGGCACUACCGGUCUUCCGUAAUUAAUGGAUGAACACGAUUACGCAAAUGUAAGGAAAGGCAAUCCUGAAGCAAGUAAUACUUUAUUGUACGUUAAUAGCAUUCCUUCUAAUAUGAUGUCAAGCUUAGGACAAUCUUCAUUGAACAAUGUAAUGUACAGUGAUAACAAUUCUGUUCUUAAAGAAGAGCUUAUUUUAAGUGAAGAAAUUAUCAUUGAAAGUAAUGAGUACAAUGCAUAUGUGAAUAAACAAAACAUUAAGAAUACAAAUUUAAGCAACGAAUUAGCUAGUCAUAACAUGACAAGGGGUAUGUUUUAUAUUGAUAAGCAAACUUCUUUGGCAGCUAUAGCUGCACAAUAUGACAGCUCAGGUUCUGAGAAUGAAGAUGAUCAAAAUGCAGAUUUAAUAAAUAACAAAGACUACAGAAAUAAGGAAAUAAUACUUUCAAGUGCUGAAUCUUCUGAUAGUGAAAGUGACUCGAGUAGUAGUGAUUCCAAUGAUAGCGAUGCUAAGUCUAGUGAAAAAAGUAAAAAGAAUGCAUCUGACAAUGAUGAAUCGGACGAUGCAACACAAUCCAAGAAUGUAAAGAAUAAACAGAAGAAAUUCACAAAACCAAAAAGUGAAUUUGAUGAUCUUCCACCAAUUGAGGACUUAACGAUCAGUGUACCUGAGGUUUUGUGUGAUCCAUUGGGAGAGAUUGCUUGGACUGUUGAGCAAAUGGUAGUUGUUCGUCCCAAGCCUGGUAAACCAACUUUAAAUUUAGAUACAGUCUUAUUUAUUGACAAAGGUCAAAGAGCUUUGGGACGUAUAUUUGAUGUGUUUGGUCAAGUUGCUGAGCCGCACUAUUGUGUGAGAUUCAAUAGUUCGGUACAGAUUCAAGAGAAGGAUAUUAAAGUAGGAAUGACAGUGUAUUAUUGCCCAAACACACAGUAUACAUCUUUAGUCUUUCUGAGUGAACUUACAAAAAUGAAAGCUGCAGAUGAUAUUGGAGAAGAUGAAGCUCCACAGUUUUCAGAUGAUGAAGAAGAACAGGCUUACUUAGCAAGUUUGAAAAAUAAACAGAGUGAAAGCACUAACAAAUCUAAAGAAGGAUCCUCAGAAACUCCAGUAAAACGCAAACGUGGCAAUAAUACCGGUUGGCAAUCAAAUCAUCCUUGGAACACUAACCGAGAACACCAGUCAUAUCCUCAUGCGCAAAAUCCACGGCCAUUCUAUCGAACGCAUCACCUGUGGUCUCGUUUACGAUAUCAACAACCAAAUCCUUGGCAUCAGUACAAUUCAUACCCAAGUAAUCAGUGGAUGCUACCACCACAACCAUCAUAUCAUCAUAUGCAGCCAUACAAUUAUCUUAAUCCAGCACAAAUGCCACCAGUAGAAAUGCAAAACGUUGGAUUCUCUCAAGUGCAGUGGAAUCCACAGUAUCAGUUACCACAAGUCAAUGCAGCAGAAUUUUCUGGUUUCCCGCCAACUCUGAUACCUCCUAUCAAUUUACCUCCACCGCCACCUCCACCACCACCAUCAGCUAAUAUGGAUACGUAG
This is a messenger RNA of Phymastichus coffea, 1941 nucleotides long. RefSeq names its product H/ACA ribonucleoprotein complex non-core subunit NAF1. The record is from RefSeq and is a predicted model, not a curated record. NCBI's taxonomy places the organism in Eukaryota, Metazoa, Arthropoda, Insecta, Hymenoptera, Eulophidae. Gene Ontology annotation, molecular function: RNA binding. Gene Ontology annotation, biological process: pseudouridine synthesis; ribosome biogenesis; box H/ACA snoRNP assembly. Bases 430 to 1941 code for a protein of 503 amino acids. The transcript is spliced from 6 exons. Gene Ontology annotation, cellular component: sno(s)RNA-containing ribonucleoprotein complex.